This is a messenger RNA of Chlorella variabilis, 1941 nucleotides long. RefSeq lists its product as hypothetical. The transcript is spliced from 8 exons. Gene Ontology annotation, biological process: protein phosphorylation. Lineage: Eukaryota; Viridiplantae; Chlorophyta; Trebouxiophyceae; Chlorellales; Chlorellaceae. Gene Ontology annotation, molecular function: protein kinase activity; ATP binding. The record is from RefSeq and is a predicted model, not a curated record. The coding region runs from base 1 to 1941 and encodes 646 amino acids.
AUGCUGGAGCCGGUGAGGCAACUGGCCCUGGCAGCCAUCCUGGCAUUCCUGGCCUUCCGCCCACGCAAGGGCUGGCUGAGGCAGCGGGCGACUGUGGGCAGCAGCGACAACCUCGACUCGGGGGGCAGCAAGCUGCCACCACACACCAACAUUGUGGUUGAAGGCGGCGAUGAUGACGACCACGACCUUGACAGCAAGGGAAUGCCGCUGGUGCCGCCAGUGGACCCCACUGCCUUCUCCGCGCUGCCUGUCGGGUCACGGGAUGAGCGGGCAGAGAGCAAUCUGCCGUUCAGCUAUGUCACCACGGCUGGGUAUGCCAAGCCGAUGUUUAUCCCAGACGCCAGCUCUGGCGCGCCAUCCACUGGCCGCACCCCAUCUGGGGUGUUGCCCAGCAACCUGUCUGACAGCCUCCACUCGCUGGAGACCGACCCCAUGCUCACCUUCAUCUCGUCCCGGCUGUCCACCAUCCGACGCAACGCUGGGGGCCUGUCCCCCACCUCAUCCAGCGGCCUUACCAGCAUGUCUGGGCCACUGCCUGCUGAGGUGCAGCAGUGGGAGGUUCAGUGGGAGAACAUUGUGUUGGAGCGCCCCAUUGGCAGGGGCUCCUUCGGCAAGGUGUACCUGGCCAACUGGAAUGCGACGCCCGUGGCUGUCAAAAUUCUGAUCAACGCAGAGUACUGCAGCCGCGGCUCCCUGUACGAUGUGCUGCGACAGGCCUCAUGGCGCCCAGAAUGCGCAGCAGAGCUGACAUGGCAGCUGCGGCUCAGCAUGGCAUUUGAUGCGGCGCGUGGCCUGUUGUACCUUCACCUGCGUACGCCACCCAUCAUUCACCGGGAUGUCAAGAGCCCCAACAUGCUGGUGGAUCGCAACUGGAACGUCAAGGUGUGCGACUUUAACCUCUCCGAAAUACUCCGGCACCAGCCUGCCGUGGUGCCCAUGGGCGGCGAUGCCACCAACCCCACCUGGCUGGCGCCAGAGGUCCUCAGCGGCGAGCGGGCCACGGCGGCAUCCGAUGUCUACUCAUUUGGGCUUGUUCUGUGGGAGCUGCUUGUUUGGAAGCUGCCAUGGGCACGCCAGCCGCCUUACCAGGUGCGGCGCGCGGUGCUGGAUGGGAAUCGGCCAGAGAUCCCGCCACGCGAUUCGCUGCCAGGCCCCGACAACGACAAGUUUAUGCAGCUGGAUGCCUACUGCCAGCUGUUGAGGUGCGCGGAGCUGGUGUGGCGCAAAGACUGUUGGGCGCACAACCCCGCAGACCGCCCCGCUUUUGCCGACAUUGUCCCCCGCAUCAGCGCCAUGAUGGACCUGGCCUCUCCAGGACCUAUUCCUUUCCAGACAGAGGGCCUGGAGCGGCUGCUGACCGCCGGCGGCGGCCUCAUCGCAGCGCUGGCGGAGGCGGAGGGCCACGCCUCGGGGCGGGCCGCCACCGCGCUGGAGCAGCGCAGCGGCCUGAUGGGUCCAGCCGCCCAAGCCGCUCAGCUUUCUGUGCUCGCGUGCCUUGAAAAAAUGGUGCCAUGCACCACCGGCCUGGCCGCCGCGCUGCCGGAGCAGGGCGUGGCGGAGAUUGUGGCGGUGGGCCCCAAGGGCCGCUUUGUGCGGUGCCAGGAGGUGCGUACCCGCAAGCACACGGCGCCCGGCGCCACCAAGCCUGCGGCCCAUACCGGCGCCGGGUUGUUCGCCGUGUGUGACGCGCUGCUGGCCGCGCAGUUCCCGCACGGCCGCGGUGGCCUGCAGCAGGAGCUGUGCGUGGCCCUGGGCAUGGUGCAGGGCACUCAGCCGCCGCUGCUGGUGCUCCUGGCGCAGCCGGUGGCAGGGGCGGCUGGGGCGGGGGCGGGGGCGGAGGCGGCGCGGGAGGCGGCGCAGGCGGCGGCGCGGGAGGCGGCAGGCGCGGCGCUGGCAAAGGUGCCGGCGGCGGUGGGGGGCCUGGAGCUGUACAAGCUGUGA